Messenger RNA from Durusdinium trenchii, 318 nucleotides. The record is from the annotation of a GenBank genome assembly. NCBI's taxonomy places the organism in Eukaryota, Dinophyceae, Suessiales, Symbiodiniaceae.
AUGAAGGGCGGUCAUGUGAAGCGAGAGCUGGCGAAGGUCGCCGACCAUUGGUGCCACAGGACUCUGGCGGCAGCUGUUGGGGCCGAUGUGGUCUCGUACAAGCUGCUGAGAGAUAUGGCAUUGGAAGCCCAACGUAUUUUCCUGGCCAAGGCCAAGGAGACCGCGAAGAGCGACGGCUUCACGGCGGCCACGUUCUUGCGAACGGCGUUGCCCAAGACGCGCGAGGCUUGGAGAGCCUUGCUGGUGGAUAUUCAGGGAAACAUUGCCGAUGACUCCUGGAAGCAGUGGCUGGACUCCUGGGAAACACCCAGCCUCUAG